AUGGCUAAACGAUUUGAGAAAUGUCAGAUUGAUGUUCUCAAGUCGGCAUUUGAAGAGUCGGAGCACUUGACCAGAGAGAAGAAGAUUGAUUUGGUGAGGACUACAGGUCUGGAUAUGGAGCAGAUUGCCAGCUGGUUCAACAGGAAAAGAGCGUGUAAGCGAGCUCGGAAAUCCUUGGGGGAUUUGGAACGAAUUAAUGCUGAACUCCAGCUAGCAAUGGAGGAGAGUAGAGAGAAGGAAGCCGAGCUCCAAAAGAAGCUUAACGAGAACAAGCAGAGAGAAGCUGAACUUGAAGCAGAAAACCAGAGUUUAAAACAAUUAAUCUCUAGCUAUUUAUGGAGGUGA
Molecule: messenger RNA, 345 nt
Organism: Fraxinus pennsylvanica
Lineage: Eukaryota; Viridiplantae; Streptophyta; Magnoliopsida; Lamiales; Oleaceae
Source: the annotation of a GenBank genome assembly